Ailuropoda melanoleuca (giant panda) is the source of this 1211-nucleotide messenger RNA. RefSeq names its product carbonyl reductase [NADPH] 1-like. Bases 377 to 1075 code for a protein of 232 amino acids. Lineage: Eukaryota; Metazoa; Chordata; Mammalia; Carnivora; Ursidae. The transcript has 4 exons. Gene Ontology annotation, molecular function: carbonyl reductase (NADPH) activity. The record is from RefSeq and is a predicted model, not a curated record.
UGUGGUUUUCCCAAAAUUAUUUUAGGUCAACUACCGUGAAUCUCUACCCCCUAUAACCCAUCACCAACCACCUAUCUUUCGACGAGCAUUUCAGUCCAACCUGAACCAUUGUUUGCCUCAAAAGAGGGACCUUAAGAGGGUAGAGUCUCGGCUGGGUUCAAGGUGCAGGGGCCAGGGACAGAACUAGAACAUUUGGCCCCUCCUACAACGGAGGGACUGAGGCGGGGCCUUGGGCACUGGGAGCCACAGUGCUGAAUCCUAGAGCACAGGUGCACCGGCAUCUCUGUCCUUGUUAGCCUCUGCACCGCCAGCCCUCCGUGGGGCCCACAGCACCAUCAGCGCACCACACAGGGCAGUGCUUGCUCUGCACACGGCCAUGGGGUCAGUCCCCCGUGUGGCUCUGGUGACCGGGGCCAACAAGGGCAUCGGCCUCGCCAUCGUGCAGCAGCUGUGCCGGCAGUUCUCGGGGGACGUGGUGCUCACGGCUCAGGACGAGGCGGAGGGCCAGGCGGCCGUGAAGCAGCUCCAGGCCGAGGGCCUGAGUCCCCGCUUCCACUGGCUGGACAUCGAUGACCUGCAGAGCAUCCGGGUCCUGCGUGAGUUCCUGCGCAAGGAGUACGGCGGCCUCGACGUGCUGGUCAACAACGCCGGCAUCGCAUUGAAGCAUGGUGAUCCCACACCCCUUCAUAUUCAAGCAGAAGUGACCAUGAAAACAAACUUCUUUGGUACCCGAGCUGUGUGCACAGAACUGCUGCCUCUAAUGAAACCCCAAGGCAGAGUGGUGAAUGUGUCUAGCAUAAUGAGCUUCGCAGCUCUUAAAACUUGCAGCUCAGAACUGCAGCAGAAAUUUAUGAAUGAGACCAUCACAGAGGAGGAGCUGGUGGGGCUCAUGAACAAGUUUGUGGAAGACACAAAGAAAGGAGUACAGCAGAAGGAGGGCUGGCCUGAUAUAAAAGCAGUCCCAUAUGCAGUGUCCAAGAUGGGUGUCACGGUCCUGUCCAGAAUCCAUGCCAGGAACCUGAAUGAGCAGAGGAGAGGGGACAAGAUCCUCCUGAAUGCCUGCUGCCCUGGGUGAGUGAGAACAGACAUGGGUGGACCAACAGCCAUCAAAAGCCCAGAAGAAGGAGCAGAGACCCCUGUCUACUUGGCCCUUUUGCCCUCGGAUGCUGAGGGGCCACAUGGGGAGUUUGUUAUGGAGAAGAAAGUGGAAC